Molecule: messenger RNA, 777 nt
Organism: Capsaspora owczarzaki ATCC 30864
Lineage: Eukaryota; Filasterea; Ministeriida; Capsasporidae
Exons: 3
Coding region: 58-681 (207 amino acids)
Source: RefSeq, a predicted model, not a curated record
GAGCAAAUCGCUUGUGUUACUGAACAUCACAUCGCAUCGCAGAAAUUUCGCUCAAGAAUGGCGGCAAUCUCGUCGCAGUCUCAGGCCGCCGCUGUCGGACGAUCACUCGCGGUCGCAGCUGGCGGAUUUGCAGCCUUGGCAUCAGUUAUGGGCAAGCUGGCCACACACUCACCAGCAGUCUCUGCGGCGGUGGCCGAGGGUGAUGGCGCUGGCAGUUCUGCAGGUGAAACAUGGUCGCACCUGAUCGCGGCGCUGCUCCACCGAGGCGUCAGUCUCGCAUGGCCGACAUGGUGCGUAUUGGCAACCUGGGCAGGAUCUGUGGAUUGGGCGCGACCGUUGUGUCCGUUGGAUCAGGUCACCGAUCAAGAUUGCAUUUCAAUUCAGACAAUGAGCAACAUGCUGCAGACUGUCGUCGGAUUUGCGCUUGUGAUUCUCUGCAACGCGCUAAUGUGGACACUGUUCUCCACUGCUCUAUCCAAGUGCAAAACAUCGCUCGAAGCGACUGCAUUAAGCAUGGUUUCCAACUUUUGCUUGUCGGCCAUCCUCGGGCAUUUGUUUUUCAGUGAACCGCUGCCAGUACAGUGGUGGAUCGGGACGUGCGCCAUUUUGAUCGGCGCGCUGAUCAUUUCGUCCGAUCGUGACUCGACACAGCCGCCUCCUGCACCACGGCGCGAAUCAUGACAAUAAAGCAAAAAGCAAAUGUCUCGAUAGUAACAAAGCAAAGUGACAAACCCGACCAGAUCUUUCCGCGAAUCUGAGAAUCCACGGCACACCCUU